Molecule: messenger RNA, 1548 nt
Organism: Caenorhabditis briggsae
Lineage: Eukaryota; Metazoa; Nematoda; Chromadorea; Rhabditida; Rhabditidae
Gene: Cbr-pak-2
Product: Protein CBR-PAK-2
Exons: 6
Coding region: 1-1548 (515 amino acids)
Biological process (GO): intracellular signal transduction; protein phosphorylation; regulation of MAPK cascade
Cellular component (GO): cytoplasm
Molecular function (GO): ATP binding; protein serine/threonine kinase activity
Source: RefSeq, a predicted model, not a curated record
AUGAAUCGAACUUUCUCGUUGCGUCGAAAAGUGAAAAAGUCGGAAAUCUCGACGCCAAGCAACUUCGAACAUAGAAUACAUGCUGGUUUCGAUGCCAGAACGGGUACCUACACAGGGCUGCCGAAACAAUGGCAAGCUCUUCUCGGUCCACCACGAUCCAUAUCGAGACCGAAACCGAUGGUCGAUCCAUCGUGUAUUACACCAGUGGAUGUCGCUGAACUCAAAACUGUGAUCCGAGGACCAUCAUCCAGGUAUAACACGCCUCUUCCAUUCGGAAUCACCAACUCACCUUUUCCAAGUGUUGCCAGAAGUAACAGUCUUCGGAUAUCAGCCACUGCGUCACCAGUUAUAAAUGUAUCUCGGCAAUCAUUUCGUCCAUCUCUCCCACCAGUUAGUCAAAGAGGAUACCCAUUCAAUGAUCCAAGCUACGCACCAUUGCCUCUCCGUAAUCAAAGGCCUCCAACGGCAACAACAACGACGUUCGGAGUAGAACAACCUCGUCAAGCGCAUCAAAUAACAACGAUUGUAGCUCCACCAUCACGAACAAUGACACCACAGAUGCGACCGAAAACGCCAACAACUCCUCAGACGGUUCGCACACAACCGAAAUGUGGAGAAGGUGUCAGUGAUGAAGAUUUCCGAAACGCGCUGAAGUUUGUAGUAGACAGCGACGAUCCACGUUCUGACUUAACAGAUUACAAACAAAUUGGAGAAGGGUCUACAGGAGUCGUUGACGCUGCUUUCAAGAUAUCGACAAAACAAAUAGUAGCUGUGAAACGGAUGAAUCUAAAAAAGCAACAGCGGAGAGAGCUUCUGUUUAACGAAGUCUCCAUACUUCGACAGUAUCAACAUCCGAAUAUUGUUCGAUUCUUCUCGUCACAUCUCGUCGACGAAGAACUUUGGGUGGUCAUGGAGUUCAUGGAAGGGGGUUCUUUGACGGAUAUCGUGACAUCUACUCGGAUGACAGAACCACAGAUCGCAACUAUCUCUCGUCAAGUUCUUGGUGCUCUAGAUUUUCUUCACGCGAGAAAAGUUAUUCACAGGGAUAUCAAGAGUGAUUCGAUUCUUUUAAAACGAGACGGUACUGUCAAACUAACAGAUUUUGGGUUUUGUGGCCAGCUGUCUGAAGAAGUUCCUCGUCGUCGGUCUCUGGUCGGUACUCCAUAUUGGACAGCAGCUGAAGUGAUUGCUCGAGAACCAUACGACACACGUGCUGACAUCUGGUCAUUUGGAGUGAUGCUGAUUGAAAUGGUCGAAGGAGAACCACCGUUUUUCAAUGAUCAGCCAUUCCAGGCCAUGAAGAGAAUACGAGAUGAACCAGAAUCUCGAUUCAGUCUCUCACGGUUGACUGAUCUAUUGAGUCACUGCAUUGUCAAAGACAUCAACCAACGGUGGUCAUCUCGAGACCUACUCCAUCACCCGUUUUUCGUCAAAGCCCAGCACUCAUCAUCAAUUGCUCCACUUUUACUGCAACUUCAGGGUAACACCAUCAAUGGAAAUAAUAUUCAACAUCAUCAUUCAGCACAAAUAACAACCGUUAUUCAAUAA